AUGUUGUUCAAAUUCCUCUUCUCACUUCUCUUGAUUUUCGUCGCCGCCAUCAAUGCCGAUCACGACAGCGGUGAGCAACACGGACAUCCAACUGGCUCGCCACCAACCGGAUCGCCGCCAACCGGUGGACCACACGGAGGGCCAGGGGGACCAGGAGGACCAGGAGGACCACCAACCGGAAGCCCACCAACCGGAAGCCCACCAACCGGAUCACCACCAACUGGUAGGUAAAUCGUGGCGAGUAUUUAAAUAAAUAAUUUUGCACUUGUAAUGAUGAUGAUGAUAAUGAUUUUGAAUAAAUAUUCAUUCUGAAUUUUCGAAAGGUGGUGGCCUAGAAAAACUUCUCUUCCGCGCCUCUAAUUUUCUUCAAAAAAACGGCCAAACAUUUUUGCAGACGGUGUUGUUGGAUGGAUCAAAUCGAAAAUUGGAAAAUAA
Caenorhabditis angaria is the source of this 435-nucleotide messenger RNA. NCBI's taxonomy places the organism in Eukaryota, Metazoa, Nematoda, Chromadorea, Rhabditida, Rhabditidae. The record is from the annotation of a GenBank genome assembly.